CCGAAGCGCAGCUGUUGUGAGGGUUUUCAGGCCUCGCUGCUGCUGUUGAAGUGAAAGCGACACGGAACCGCGUGGAGUGGAGAAGAAUUCAGUCAGGAAUCGUUCUUGAUAGUGAAUUAUAAUUGUCGGUAAUAAUCAUAAGAGACUUUAAUCAUUAUUAUCAUGUCUCGGUACAUGAGACCGCCGAACAGCUCACUGUUUGUUCGAAAUAUUUCCGACGAGUCCCGGCCAGAGGACCUGCGCCGAGAGUUCGGCCGAUACGGGCCCGUGGCCGACGUCUACAUUCCUCUAGACUUCUAUUCACGCCGACCCAGAGGAUUUGCGUACAUUCAGUUUGAAGAUGUCCGUGACGCGGAAGACGCUCUGCACAACCUGGACAGGAAGUGGGUUUGCGGACGGCAGAUCGAGAUCCAGUUCGCUCAGGGAGAUCGCAAGACACCUGGUCAGAUGAAGACGAAGGAGCGCCAGUCUCCGCGCAGCGAACGGGACGGCAGACGCAGACGCUCUCGCAGCCGCAGCGACAGACGCAGAUCACGCAGCCAAUCCUACGAGAGACGGCGCCGGCGGUCCGACAGCCCCCGAGACUCCAGAGGAAGGCCCCACAGCAGACGCAGCCGCAGUCGAGAACACGACAGGCACCGGCCGUCUGCGCGUGAACACCACCGCUCUCGGGUCGACGAGCGCUCCCGCAGCCCCUCUCACUCCAAGGCCCGGUCCGGACGCAGAGAGUCUGACGCGGCUCGGUCCCGCUCCAAGUCCAUCAGCCCACGCCAAGCCAACGAUUUCCACAUGGAGAACCAGGAUUCUGCUCUGGGCAAGACGCACAUGCACUCCCCGUCCCGGUCCCGGUCCCCGUCCCGCUCACGGUCCCGCUCGCGCUCCUGGGCCGGCCGCAAGUCCUGGGGGCAUUAGACCAUACAAGUCCUCAAUGGGUGGUUUUCUUUUUUUUGUUUUUUCGGUUUAGUGUUUGGGAUGCAGUGUGAAGGCGUACUGGCGGUCAUAAACCUGCCAGUUUCAGCUGUCGGUCUAUUUCUUUUAAUAAGGAGAAGAGUCCUCCUGCAUCCAGUUUUAGCAAAUGUUCACAUGUCUGUUUAUAGGCUGCCGGCAAUGCUCAUACUAGCAUUGAAGUAUUCAGCGAAAGACGUCUUUUGGGUUUAGUUCACAAGCGCAGCUGCAUUUGAGACCGAAUGAGAGAUGUAAGUGGCUUUCAAUAUUUUUGUAUGAGAUUUGUGUUAAUUGACCAGUAAUGGCCAUCCAUUCAAAACGGUCUUCCACGAGUGUCUCGGAUGUGUUUUUUACUUUUAAAAUCUGCAGGCCUUUUACAUGUAACCUCAAAAUGAAAUAAAUUUCUUGUGCAUCA
Pimephales promelas (fathead minnow) is the source of this 1360-nucleotide messenger RNA. RefSeq names its product serine and arginine rich splicing factor 10b (gene srsf10b). Gene Ontology annotation, molecular function: RNA binding. NCBI's taxonomy places the organism in Eukaryota, Metazoa, Chordata, Actinopteri, Cypriniformes, Leuciscidae. The record is from RefSeq and is a predicted model, not a curated record.